AUGCGGUUGCUACACACUACAGACGAUGGGAGACUUGGGUGGACUGAGGACUUGAUCGGAGACAAGAUUCCCCCAUACGCGAUCCUGUCGCACACUUGGAAGGAGGGGCAGGAGGUGACAUUCGCCGAUCUGAAAGAUCUAGACAAUGCAGUAGACGUCAACACACAACGCAAGGAAGGAUAUCGGAAGAUCCGCUUCUGCGCGCAACAGGCUAAACGGGAUGGUCUGGACUACUUCUGGGUCGACACCUGCUGCAUCGAUAAGGCAAACAACACGGAAUUGUCGAGAGCGAUCAACUCCAUGUUCCGGUGGUACCGGAAUGCCAAAAGAUGUUAUGUCUUCCUUUCAGACGUCGCGAGCGACACUUCAGAAAGCGAUAGCAACUUGGCGUUGAAGCAGAGCAGGUGGUUUAAGCGGGGCUGGACGCUUCAGGAGCUUCUUGCUCCUCGCUCUGUUGAGUUCUUCUCUAAAGAGGGAGAGCGGCUAGGGGACAAGGAGUCGCUUCAGCACCUUAUACACGAGGUUACAGACAUACCUAUCGAAGCUCUGUCCGGAAGCGACUUGUCCGAGUUCGACGUUGCCAAGCGUUUCUCGUGGGCAGCGGAUCGACAGACAACAGAGGAAGAAGAUGGAGCGUAUUGUCUGUUCGGCAUAUUUGGUGUCCACCUACCGCUGAUCUAUGGCGAAGGCAAAGACAACGCCCUUGAACGGCUGAGAAGCGCGGCUAUUCUGAAACAUAAGGGCCGCAGUCAAGACCAAGAAGAGAAGCUUGGCAAGAUACGCAGCUGGCUUUCGGCGCCUGACCCGUCUACCAACUACCACAAAGCGCACAAGCAGCGGCAGGCUAAGACAGGUCUCUGGCUGCUGGAAAGCGCAAAGUUCACAGACUGGAAGAAAAGAGCAGCGUCGCGACUGUGGCUGUACGGGAUCCCAGGAUGUGGAAAGACUAUCCUGAGCUCUACUGUUGUUGAGAAUCUGCUGCAAUACUGCCAUGAUGACACUAGCAUGGUGACAGCGUACUUCUACUUCGACUUCAACGACACACAGAAACAGGAUCCAGAGCUGAUGCUCCGCUCGUUGCUCUGCCAGCUCGUGCAGCGGUCGGUUGUGAUACCGAAGGGCGUUGAUGCGUUAUUCUCAUCUUGCGAGAACGGGCAACGGAAGCCAUCGUCGCAUGCGCUUUUACAAGUAACAAAGGAAGCGGCGCAAGAGUUCACGCACGUGUACGUCAUUCUCGAUGCUCUUGAUGAGUGUACGCAGCGCUCGGAGCUGAUGGACAUGCUCGAAACGGUGGCCGGAUGGCAACUGAACAACCUGCAUCUACUCGUGACUAGCCGGAGAGAACGGGAUAUUGAGAGCUCCCUAGAGAGUUAUGUUAGGAAAGAGGAUGCUGUGUGUCUUCAGAGGGACGUAGUGGACCAAGACAUACAGCGAUACGUCCAACAAAGGCUGCGUGUCGACAGGGGCUUAGCGAAAUGGAACAAGGACGCCGCUGUUAGGCAAGAGGUUGAGGCUGCACUAAUGCACGGAGCUUGUGGGAUGUUCCGAUGGGCUGUGUGUCAGCUAGACACACUAGGAAAGUGUUGCAAUCGAGCGAUGCUGCGCAAAUCACUUGCCACUCUGCCGCGGACGCUAGACCAGACAUACGACCGCAUUCUUACCGCGAUAAGCGAGGAAUAUUCCGAGUAUGCCAUGCGCAUUCUGCAGUGGCUGACGUUCUCUGCGCGGCCGCUAUCCGUCGAAGAGGUCGCUGAAGUCGUCGCCAUUGACAUCACGCGCGACCCAGUGUUCGACCGUGAUGAGGUGCUAGAAGAUCCGCUAGAAGCGCUGAACAUCUGCUCUAGUCUAGUCACUAUCACAACGAACGAAGUGGACAGAAGAUCGGGGUCUGCUCAACGGAUCAUUGCUCUGGCACACUACUCAGUGCAGGAGUACCUUGUGUCGGACAGAAUCAGACAAGGGUCAGCAAAGCAGUACAGCAUGCAAGAGACCAAAUGUCAGAGUGCAAUAACGAGAGGUUCUCUAAAGUACCUGAUGCAGCUCCAGCAACCAUUAGAAGAAGAGACUCUUCAGGAGUUUGCACUUGCAAGGUACUCAGCAGAGUUCUGGAGCAGCCAUCUUCGAAAAACAGGAGACGAGAUGGAGCAGAUUAGUCAGUUAACUAUUGGUUUGUUGGCCAGGGAAGAGCCUGCAUAUCUCAACUGGCUCCGGUUGCAUGAUCCGGACAGUCCUUGGAGGAUAUCAAAUUUGGAUGAAAGUCUUAAUAGCAUACCUAUGCCGCUUUACUAUGCAGCAUUGUUAGGUUUUAGUAGAGUUACAAGACUGCUGCUCAACGCGGGCGCCAAGAUUAACGCGCAGGGUGGACGCUACGGCAACGCACUGCAGGCAGCUUCACAAGGAGGCCACGAGCAGGUAGUCAAGACGCUGCUUAAUGCGGGCGCCAAGGUCAACGCGCAGGGUGGAGGCUACGGCAACGCACUGCAGGCAGCUUCAUACAGAGGCCACGAGCAGGUAGUUAAGACGCUGCUCAACGCAGGCGCCAAGGUCAACGCGCAGGGUAGAGGCUACGGUAACGCACUGCAGGCAGCUUCAUACAAAGGCCACGAGCAGGUAGUCAAGAUGCUGCUCUACAAGGGCGCCGACGUCAACGCGCAGGGUGGAGUCUUCGGCAACGCACUGCAGGUAGCUUCAUACAAAGGCCACCAGCAGGUAGUCAAGACGCUGCUCGACGCAGGCGCUAAGGUUAACGCGCAAAGUAGAGACUACGGCAACGCACUAUACGCAGCUUCAUACGGAGGCUACGAGCAGGUAGUCAAGACGCUGCUCAACGCAGGCGCUAAGGUCAACGCGCAGGGUGGAGGCUACGGUAACGCACUGCAGGCAGCUUUAGAGGAAGGCCACGAGCAGGUAGUUAAAGCCCUGCUUGAUCAGGGGGCCGACGUUAACGCGCAGGGUGGAUACUACGGCAACGCACUGCAGGCAGCUUCAUACAGAGGCUACGAGCAGGUAGUCAAGACGCUGCUUAACAAAGGUGCCAACGUUCACGCGCAGGGUAGAGUCUUCGGCAACGCACUGCAGGUAGCUUCAUACAAAGGCCACGAGCAGGUAGUCAAGACGCUGCUCAACGCAGGCGCCAAGGUCAACGCGCAGGGUGGAGGCUACGGUAACGCACUGCAGGCAGCUUCAUACAGAGGCCACGAGCAGGUAGUCAAGACGCUGCUCAACGCAGGCGCCAAGGUCAACGCGCAGGGUGGAGGCUACGGUAACGCACUAUACGCAGCUUCAGAAGGAGGCCACGAGCAGAUAGUCAAGACGCUGCUCGAUGCGGGCGCCGAGGUCAACGCGCAGGGUGGAUACUACGGCAACGCACUACAGGCAGCUUCAGAAGGAGGCCACGAGCAGGUAGUCAAGACGCUGCUUAAUGCGGGCGCCAAGGUCAACGCGCAGG
This is a messenger RNA of Alternaria postmessia, 3448 nucleotides long. RefSeq lists its product as uncharacterized. Lineage: Eukaryota; Fungi; Ascomycota; Dothideomycetes; Pleosporales; Pleosporaceae. The record is from RefSeq and is a predicted model, not a curated record. Gene Ontology annotation, molecular function: protein binding. The annotation marks the transcript as partial. The transcript has 2 exons.